AAAAGUCAAUAGUCUGUGUACUCUGUGUUAGCAAGUACAAGUAGUAGUCCUUGCGGAAUAAGUUACGUAAUUAUUCAUUUUCCGCACCUAAUUCAAUCAAUUGUUGAAAAUGGGGAAACAUUUUGGAGAACUAGCGAAAAUAAGAGGAUUAAUUUCUUAUAGAUUAUCACCCCACGAACAACGGGCCUUUGCGGGAGCUAUUUCUAAUGGGAUACCAAACAUUUUCCGUAGAUUUCGCGAAAGUGUUUUCAGAGUUGCACCAGCCUUUAUUAUUGCAUAUAUGAUCUAUGAGGGAGUAGAAAGGGAACAACACAGACUUUCUAGAAAGAAUCCAGCUGAUUUUGCAAAUGAUGAAUAGAAGCAUGAAUAACCACUCACUAUGUAAAUGAUGUAGAAUAAAUAAAUUAUGUUA
Molecule: messenger RNA, 412 nt
Organism: Pararge aegeria (speckled wood butterfly)
Lineage: Eukaryota; Metazoa; Arthropoda; Insecta; Lepidoptera; Nymphalidae
Gene: UQCR-Q
Product: cytochrome b-c1 complex subunit 8-like
Exons: 2
Coding region: 110-358 (82 amino acids)
Biological process (GO): mitochondrial electron transport, ubiquinol to cytochrome c
Source: RefSeq, a predicted model, not a curated record